Molecule: messenger RNA, 4029 nt
Organism: Cheilinus undulatus (humphead wrasse)
Lineage: Eukaryota; Metazoa; Chordata; Actinopteri; Labriformes; Labridae
Gene: slitrk6
Product: SLIT and NTRK-like family, member 6
Exons: 2
Coding region: 448-2976 (842 amino acids)
Biological process (GO): regulation of presynapse assembly; axonogenesis; positive regulation of synapse assembly
Cellular component (GO): membrane
Molecular function (GO): protein binding
Source: RefSeq, a predicted model, not a curated record
GGCGCGGCGCGAGAGCUGGACGCGGUGCGCGCUUUCAUCUUUCCCCCGUGGACUGUAAAAGGAGGGAAAACGGUCUCUUUUUAAUCUCAACGCUGUGUGUGUGUGUGUUUUUUUUUAUCUUUUCACCUGCAACUUAAAAUAAUUAACACUUCGGAGUGUGUGAGGAGGGCUUCGCCCGUCAUCCCGGGACUGGAGGAGUGAAACCUCACCGAGAGCUGCUCGUGCCACGGAAUAAUUGGGCACCCCUCUGUCCUCUUUUACGCGUGAAAGGGCUCAGUGAAAGACUGGAGAGUGGACCCUGACGGACUGGUGAAGUUGUGCUUCUCAAGGGGAGAAAAGUGUCCCCCCUCUUCUAUGCGUCGCCUCCCCGUGUGGACUCAUGGACUGAGCACGGCGGACCAGCCUUCUUCUGUUUCCCCUCAAUAUUAGUCGAUAUCCCAAAGCGAAAUGCUGCCCCGUAUCAUUUUCAUCGGCUUGUUCCUCUCGGCGGCCAGAUCCCAAGAUAUCCCCCCCUCAGAGGCAUCAUCCUCCAUUAGCGAGUCCUGUGACUCCUUGUGCUCCUGCGAGAGGAAAGAUGGCAUCCUUCAUCUUAACUGCGAGCAGAGAAACAUCAGCAAAAUCUCCCAAAUCAAAGUCCCGUCAGGUGUGCCCUUCCACCUGAACCUUUACAAAAAUGACUUGGUGGAACUCCGCGCCGAGGAAAUGGAAGGGCUUAAGAAUGCCCUUUCGCUGCACAUCGGGGGUAAUAGCAUACAAGAGCUGGAGCCGGGGGUCUUCAGCUCCAUGAGCUCGCUGAAAAAACUCCACAUAAAUAGCAAUUUCCUCGUCACUCUGAAAGAGGACACUUUUCAAGGCCUGGUGAACUUGGAGUUUCUCCAAGCUGACACUAAUUUCAUUCGGGUCAUCGAGCCUGGGGCCUUCAACAAACUGAUCCGCCUCAAGGUCCUAAUCCUCAACGACAAUUCCAUAGAGUUUUUACCCAGCAACAUUUUCCGCUUCGUGCCCCUAACCCACCUGGACCUACGUGGCAACAAGCUCCAAACGCUGCCCUAUGUGGGGUUUUUGGAGCACAUCGGACGGAUUAUGGAACUUCUCUUGGAGGACAACGACUGGGUCUGUGACUGUGAUAUUCUGCAUUUAAAAAUCUGGAUGGAGAACAUGAGGGCCCAGUCGGCUCUCGGGGAUGUUGUCUGCACUACCCCGCAUCAUCUUAAGGGAACUAUUCUAGCGAAAGUGAAGCGGGACGUUCUUUGCCCGUCCCACGCAGAUAUAAACCUGGAGGAGCCGUCUAAGUCGCUGGAUAUGGUCGUCACCCCCUCAUCCAAAGUGGCUCAGAUUCCCAAGCUGAACGCCAAAGACGACGCAAAGGUACCGACACCGUCUCACGUUCCUGGCAGUCCUUGUGUGGAGCACUGCUCCUGUCACAAUCACCCUGUGGCUGGGUUUUUGAUGCAUUGUCAGGACAGGGGAAUUCAAAAGGUGUCCGAUAUCGGAAUACUACAACAGAGCCCGACUAAGCUGGUCAUGACAGGGAAUAUGAUUCAGAAACUCUUGAAGUAUGACUUUGUCACCUAUGACAGUUUGGAAUUGCUCAACCUUGCAAACAACAGAAUAGAUUACAUUGAUAAUGAAACUUUUCUCAGCUUGAGCAGUUUAAAAAAGCUGUACUUGAAUGGCAACAGAAUAGAAAAACUGUUCUCCACGAUGUUUGUGGGGCUGCACAACCUUGAGUAUCUGUAUCUGGAAUACAAUCUUAUCAAAGAGAUUGCUCCCGGCACUUUUAAUCCCCUGCCAAACCUAAAGCUGUUGUCAUUAAAUAACAACCUGCUCAGCUCUCUCCCAGCCCAGAUCUUUCGCAACGUGCCCCUCACCAAAUUAAACCUGAGGAAGAAUCUACUUAUGCAUCUGCCGGUGAGCAACGUGCUUGAUCAACUUGACUCGCUGGAGCAGAUUUAUUUAGAGGACAACCCUUGGGAUUGCAGCUGUGACUUGCUCAGCCUCAAACAAUGGGUGGAGAAACUUAGAAAGGACACAGUGGUGGGAUCUAUUUUGUGCCACACCCCAAGUAAAGUGGUCCAGGCUGAGCUGAGGAGCCUGCGCCAUGAAGUGCUGUGUCCCGGGUUAGGGACCUAUUACCCCAUGUCUCCAGACGGAGAGGAGAGCGUCACAGCCACACUAGGGCCUGAAAGCAUCCACAAAGGCAUAUUCAGCUCGCUUACGGACACCGUGCCCCUCUCUGUGCUCAUCCUAAGCCUUCUUAUGUUCGUCCUAAUGAUUAUAUUCUGCUCAGCCGGAUUGGUGGUAUUUGUGGUGCACCGGCGUCGGCGCAGGGCGAAGAAAAAAGCAGCAGAAGAGCAGCCGCGUGAGAACACCAGCAGCAGCCCUAUCCACUUACACUACAGCAUGUACGGGCAGAAAACCACACACCACACUCUGACACAAAGGACUGGAUCCGCCACGCUCUACGAGGAGAGAUCCCACAGCCCCAUCGUGCAAAUCUGCCGCAACCCCACCUACUGCUCCCAGCACAAGGAGCACGACGCUGAGCUGGAUUACAACGUUGACGACCCCGGCACCAAGCACCAGUUCUGCCGGAGCAUCAUGGAGAAGGAGAACACUUCCCCUCUCACCGGCAAUCCCGCGUCCAAGUUCAGACCCGGAGAGUGCCCGGCGGAGUUCGUCACCCUGGGGAAUCCCAAUUCCCUGUACAGGAACAUUCUAGAGAGGGAGAAGGAGCUGCAGCAGCUCGGAAUAACAGAGUACCUUCGGAAGAAUAUGCCUCAGCUUCAGUCUGCCGUAGACAUGCAGGUCCCGGGGCACCAGGAGGAGUUAAAGCUAAUGGAGACAAUUAUGUACUCAAGACCACGCAAGGUCAUGCUUGAGCAAACUAAGAAUGAAUACUUUGAACUCAAGGCCAACUUGCAUACUGAGCCAGAUUACUUAGAGGUUCUGGAGCAUCAAACUGCAUUUAACUGAGCGUGUGCAGAAAGAAGGACUAUAUAUUACACUCUGAACCAAGUGCCUUGUCCAGUUUGCCCUUUUGUUCUUUCCACAGUGUGAAAUAUGAUAUAAUGGGCACACCACUUUUGAGUUGAACUGUAGCACAGAAUGUAACUGGUUUAUUCUUUGUUACCUUUAUCUGUUGACAGCCAUGUUAUGUAGCUGCUGAAAGGUGUUGUGUUUCCGGCCAAAUGUCACUACCGCAGUCUGCUGAGCAGACCUGGAUUGAAACCAACUUUUAGAAAUUCGAGCUCGAUCGUCUUAUUAUGAUUGAUGAAGCAUCUAUGGCGCCGUGCCUACGACUAAAUUGAUCCGUGCAGCUCCCCCCCACCUCCCCCAUGUGAAAUCCUGAUAGGAUAAAGCAGAUGUUUGGAAAGAAGUGGGUGAAUUUCAAUCACCACUUGACCCAGAAUUGCUGUUUAAUCAGUCUAUCCUUACUCCCGGUAUGACCUGAUUACGCCCUCUGUCAACAGGAGCCAGCUGGAAUGCUGUACCCAUAAUGCUCAUUGUGCCGUAGAGUCAGCAAAAUGCCAACUAUGUAUUGGAAACAGUGAUAGGAGCGUGGUGCCACUUGUCUCCUGUCUUAAAUUCAAGACGCUGCACAGCUGCAGUCAAAGGAUCUUUAUUUAUUUUUCUACAAACUCAAUCAGUACAUACAGCACUUAAAGAACAGUAUAUUAUACACAUCUUUAAUCUUGUAUAAAUGCAUUGCACUAAUCAGAUGCCAUAAGGUGGUGCAUGACAAUCAACAGAGUCCUGCUGAAUUCUUUUAUUUUUAUCCGUUUAUUUCUGCCAGAAAAUGAGCCACAAAUGUGUGAUCCCUCAGUGUGUGUUUGUGAGCGUGCUUGUAUGUGAGAUUGUGUUUUCAUGUAACUAAUUUAUGUCUGAAAAUAUUCAAGCUACAUUCAAGAACAUAGCUCCUUCCUCAUGCUUGAAUGGGCUCUCAUAAAAGCGGGGCGUACGCUCAGAGCACAUGACGGCGAGCGACGUGGGCUCCGGACGACCAACUAUCCUGGACUUGUUGGUAUC